This is a messenger RNA of Copidosoma floridanum, 1566 nucleotides long. It is a transcript of the gene Nprl2, whose product is annotated as Nitrogen permease regulator-like 2. Lineage: Eukaryota; Metazoa; Arthropoda; Insecta; Hymenoptera; Encyrtidae. Gene Ontology annotation, cellular component: GATOR1 complex; vacuolar membrane. The record is from RefSeq and is a predicted model, not a curated record. Gene Ontology annotation, biological process: cellular response to amino acid starvation; positive regulation of autophagy; negative regulation of TORC1 signaling. Gene Ontology annotation, molecular function: GTPase activator activity.
GAAAAAAAAACAAUUCAAUCUGAACAUAAACAAUUAACAAUGACUCCCCCAACGGUGCAAUAAACUGGCGAUAAGUAAAUGACGAAGUGUAAAUAUGGAUUUCCCAUCAACGAAUGCCGAAAACGCCGGUCAGGAAGGUCCAGUUCGUUGUAUUUUCUUUUCUGAAUUUCACCCGACGGCUGGCCCGAAAAUCACUUGUCAGGUGCCUGAUAACUACAUAUCAAAGGAAAUAUUCGACAAUGUGAGUGUCUACAUCAUUCCAAAGGCUCAACUUCAACGAAGCACAAUUACAGUAACCCUAAAGGAUUGCAAGAUACUAGGCUUCCCCGUCAAGAUUGACAAUAAAAAGUACGCUAGAAAUGCCUUCUACUUUAACCUUUGCUUCGUCUGCGACGCCGAAGCUAGGACUGUACACUACGAGCCGGUUGUUAAGAAAAUGUCAGAUUUCUUGAUGGCACUAGAAGUAGAAAAUUGCUUUUUGUCCGCCUCGGAGGACAAGACUAGGCUUUCCGAAAUGUUGAGACAAGUCAUGCACGACUUGAAUUUGCACAAAAUGUGUACUCUAACAGAGGGUACAAUGACGUCACAUUUGAAAGUAGUAAGAUUAGCACCCGAGCCCAAACCAGUCCUUGAUCACCAAGUUCCAAUAUUUCUUGAAGGCAGAGAAGCAUUUAGGAGUGAUCAGUGGGACCUGACUACCCAACAAGUACUGCCCUAUAUAGAUGGCUUCAAUCAUGUGGCGCGUAUCGCAGCAGAAGCAGAUGUAGAGAACAAUCUUGUGAAAAGUUGUGUGCAAAAUUUAGUUUAUUAUGGAGUUGUAACGCUUAUACCCAUAUUCCAAUACAGUAAUGUGUAUGCUACAACACCGAAAUUGAAAGAGCUAGCUGAAAAUCGUGAACUACAAACGAGGUGUAUCGAGUAUGCGUCAAAAUCACAGCGUCAACCAGCGUUCCUAAGAGAUAUCUAUCGAAUGUACGCGAGUAUGACGCACGGGAGCAGCAUGAGGGACUUAUGUCAGCGAUUAAAUCCGCAAAAUUUGAGGAUCAACGAAAGGAGGCUAGUGCAGUUUGGACUAAUCGAAGGACUUAUUCGCCGAGUAUACAAGUAUCCAAUUCUUUUGCCUGGAAGCUCAAGUGAGGAGGGCCGCAGCCAUCCCGUGUACAAGUACUUUAACGGCAACUACAACCUGGACGAGAUCUGCUGCAGUACCGGCCAGUCGGCUGCCACAAUCGAGGAUAUCGUCGAGCAGGAUCCGAACGUCGUCAUGUUGUGGAAAUGACAGAGAACAAUAUGUCGUUGAUCAUAAGAUGACCAAAAUCGCGUUGAUUUUGCACCCGAGAGCACACAGGAACUGAUACGAAGAUCGAGUCCUUCACCUACUUUCAAGUAAGCACGAUCUAAUCGAGGGUAAGGAGAAGACAAUGAGGAGAUGCCCGUGCCAUAUUCCAGAGAGGGUGUACUUAUUUUGCGGCUGCAAGCUACAACUGUCACUUUCUUGCGGGGAACUUGCGACUUGUAGAUAUGUAUACGCACGUGUAUAUAUGUAUAUAUUGUCAUCAGCCACCA